Penicillium psychrosexuale is the source of this 1305-nucleotide messenger RNA. Its product is annotated as FAD binding domain protein. The transcript is spliced from 5 exons. The record is from RefSeq and is a predicted model, not a curated record. The coding region runs from base 1 to 1305 and encodes 434 amino acids. Gene Ontology annotation, biological process: secondary metabolite biosynthetic process. Gene Ontology annotation, molecular function: FAD binding; monooxygenase activity. NCBI's taxonomy places the organism in Eukaryota, Fungi, Ascomycota, Eurotiomycetes, Eurotiales, Aspergillaceae.
AUGCUCAGUAAAAUCAACAAUGAGGACGAGCCAUACCAGCUCCAUCUUGUGAUCAUAGGCGCCGGUCUCGCCGGCCUUGCCGCAUCAAUAGCUACAAGUCUCGAAGGCCACUGCGUCACUGUGCUAGAGAAGGUCCCGCAACUCCAGGAGGUAGGUGCCGGCCUUCAGGUCACACCGAACGCCACGCGCCUUCUGAAGCGGUGGGGUCUCUUCGAUGAGCUACAAAGACGGGCCGCCGCACCAUCGUCCCUGACUGUGCGCCGGUACGACGGCAGCCUCGUGCUCGCGCAAGAGCAGAGAUUUCAGGAGAAAAUUCAGAAUGAUUACGACGCGCCUUUCUGGGAUCUCCACCGGGCAGACUUACAGACGGCUCUCGUCGGCCGCGCAAUCGAGCUUGGUGUUGAGAUCCGACUCGACUCUGAGGUGGUCGAUAUCGACUUCUCCACGGCAACAGUCACACUGAAGGGGGGCGAAUUAGUCUGCGGCGACAUCCUUCUGGCCGCAGAUGGCUUGUGGUCACGUAGCAGGAACCUCUUCAUGCAGAAGCCAAUUCUUCCGAGCCCGACCGGCGAUCUCGCCUGGCGCAUCAUAUUGAACCUCGAGGACUUGAAAGACCCGGAGCUUGUGCAGUGGGUGUCAAAACCUACCGUUAAUUUCUGGAUCGGUCCCUACUCUCACGCUGUAGGCUACUCUGUGAAGGGCGGGAAGCAAUUCAAUCUAGUCCUGCUCUCGCCUGAUGAUCUUGAGAAAGACUCUAGCAGAGCGGAGGGCGACCUCGAUGAGAUGAAGAAUUUGUUUGCAGGCGUGGAUAAGUGGAGAUUGUUGCACUGUAAGCUACAUCCCAAACGCCACAAACUUGCCUCUGAUGAAUCGGCAGGUCCCACGCUCGACCAUUGGGGAAACGAUCAAGGGAACUUUGUGAUGGCCGGCGACGCAUGCCACCCAAUGCUUCCUUACCUCGCCCAAGGCGCCAACUCCUCCCUCGAGGACGGUGCCGUACUCGGAUGCCUCCUUGGCCAUGUCAAACACUCCGGCGACGUUCCCCGCGCCAUUAGGAUAUACGAAGACCUGCGUAAGGAGAGAGGCCGCACCAUUGCGCUCGAGACAUUCAAGCAGCGCGAAGCCUUUCAUAUGCCCGAUGGGGAGGCGCAGCAACAGCGCGACGCCAUUUUCGCCGCAGCCAUGGCCAGCGAGCCCACGCCUGCCUUCAGUAGCCGCUGGACAUGCCCGACUUUUCAGCCCUGGCUGUACGGCUACGAUGCGUAUGCUGAAGCCGACCGGGCCUUUGAUAUGAUGAACGUGUAG